CACUCCAGCUGUGCGUAAAAGGAGCGAUAAUGGACCCCCGUGGCGCGAUGGCACAGAUGCGCUGUUUGUCUGUUCUCUAUCAGCACUUCAAAUAAUCCAGCAGCGAGGUGCAGACUACCUGCACGGAUAGUUAGUAUUAGCUGUAAUCCAGGCUCCAGAGGAAUCAUAGAUUUAUAUGCAGAGGCAUUUGGGUGAAAUUACGCACAGUUGGCGAUGAUGGAGCUAAUUAAAGUUGUUCUGAUAGUUGUGCUGCUUCUGACAAAUGUUUUCUGUCAAGAAAUGGAUGUUGACAACUGGAGAGAAGGCAUCGAAGAGAACAAAUUGCCAAACUCUGAAGUAAUUGAAGAUUUAUUAGUGAGAAUGACCAGAAAACCAGGACCACGCCAGUACCUCGGACUCAUGGGGAAGAAAGACUCCGCAAAGACACAGACAGCACGCAAACGGCAUAAAUUUCAAACCUUUGUUGGACUGAUGGGUAAAAGAAGCUUUGAGGAUGAAGGAGCCCAAUGAGCUGCGCUGGAGACUGAAGAUCUGCUUUCUUUUCUUUGUUUCAUUUAAAACCGGCUACAAAAAGUUUCAUUUCUUUAGUUUUGUCAUUGUUUCAUGAAUAAAAUAUCACAUUUAACAGUCUAGUUUAACACUGCGGUGAACCUUUAGGCCAACAGCGCCAUCUAGUGUUGACAUAAAGAUGGUGAAACCCAGGAAUCUGUGACACUGGAGAUACUUAAAUAAUACAAUAAAUAAUAAUAAUAAUAAUAAUAAUAAUAAUAAUAAUAAUAAACCCAUCUCACUCCUCGGUAUCAUCACAGGUUUAUUAAGUGACUUUGUACAAUACAAAUGAAAAAUAAAAUUAAAAAUACAGAGAUGGAGUACAUAGCCAAAGCAAAUUGCGGUGUUGACUCUUCAUUUCCCCACUGAUGGUUUCCGCAGUGAUUGAAAUAUUGUUGUUUGUUUGUUUGUUUGUGUAAAGCGUCCAGGAUCACUGUUUUCUUUUCAACAGUGGACGCCGCUCUCCGUCUCUCUGAGGAGUUUCUUCUAAACAUACAAAAGAAGUUAUAACUCCAGCUGGCUCGGUAUAUAUAAAAAUAAACUAAAGUGAAAUAUAACACUUAUGACAUUAUAAAUGGUGGUCCAAGGCUAGUGGAAAUAGCUAAAAACACAGGAAAAAGAAAGCGUUACAUUUCAGAAAUAAAAA
Messenger RNA from Morone saxatilis (striped sea-bass), 1195 nucleotides. RefSeq names its product protachykinin. Gene Ontology annotation, biological process: tachykinin receptor signaling pathway. Lineage: Eukaryota; Metazoa; Chordata; Actinopteri; Moronidae. The record is from RefSeq and is a predicted model, not a curated record. The transcript is spliced from 5 exons. The coding region runs from base 214 to 510 and encodes 98 amino acids.